AACCAGUAAAUCCACCGUGGGCAGAACACGUGAAAACAAAAAGAGGCGAGUAGCACCCGAUUUCCGGGAACAUUAUUCAUUCUUCACUUCCAGUUUGUGCUCCUUCAACGACGAGCCGCUUGACGCCCUUCCAAAAAGUCGAUGUAUGCGAAGCGGUGUCAGCACCAAGUGUCAGGAUGAGAUGUCGUCUCAUAGCGGCUCCUUUGUGCAAAUCACGUUCAAUGACAUCCACUUCUUCGAGAACUGCGGCGGCGGCAGCUUCGGAAGUGUCUACCGGGCUAGAUGGAUCUCCCAGGACAAAGAGGUGGCUGUGAAAAAGCUGCUCAAGAUUGAGAAUGAGGCUGAAAUCCUCAGUGUGCUCAGCCAUCGUAACAUCAUCCAAUUUUAUGGCGCCAUCGUUGAGGCACCCAACUAUGGAAUCGUCACUGAAUAUGCCAGUGGCGGCUCACUGUACGACUACCUUUCCUGUGAGGAAAGUGAAGAAAUGGACAUGGGGCACAUCAUGACGUGGGCUACAGAGAUCGCCAGAGGAAUCCAUUAUCUACACUCAGAGGCCCCUGUAAAGGUGAUCCACAGAGACCUGAAGUCAAGGAAUGUUGUUAUAACAGCAGAAAAAGUCCUCAAGAUUUGUGACUUUGGGGCCUCCAAGUUUCUGACCCAUACGACGCACAUGUCGCUAGUGGGCACCUUUCCAUGGAUGGCUCCUGAGGUCAUCCAGAGCCUGCGAGUGUCUGAGACCUGUGAUACCUUCUCCUAUGCUGUGGUGCUUUGGGAGAUGCUGACACGCGAGGUUCCAUUCAAAGGCCUAGAAGGCUUACAAGUGGCUUGGCUUGUCGUGGAGAAGGAGGAGAGGUUGACCAUCCCCAGCGGCUGUCCUGCCAGCUUUGCAGAGCUGAUGAGGGACUGCUGGAUGACGGAUCCAAAAGAUAGGCCAACGUUCAAGCAGAUCCUGUCUACUUUAGAGACCAUGGCGAACGACAGCCAACUUCCCCAACAGUGCAACUCUUUCCUCCACAACAAGUCUGAAUGGAGGUGCGAAAUUGAAGCCACCCUCGAAAGGCUGAAGAAGCUGGAGAGUAACCUGAGUAGCAAAGAGCAGGAACUGAAGGAGAGGGAGCGCCGUCUGAAGAUGUGGGAGCACAAACUCAUCGAACAAUCCAACAGCCCGCUGCUGCCUACGCUCGACAUCUACACGUGGACGGAGGAGCAUGUGUAUUUCUGGAUGCAGCAAAUAUUCGGUGAAGACGCUAGCGGCUACGGCAUGCACCUGUAUGCCGAGCUAUUGCGAGACAAUCACAUCACCGGCAAAAGGCUCCUUUUGCUGUCGGAGAGCGACAUGCGCGACAUGGGCAUCAAGUCCAAAGGUCACGUCAUGCACCUGAAGAGUGAAAUUGAAAAGCUGACUAAUGAUUACCUCGGGCUGGUCCACUUCCCACCUCUGCUCAAGGAAGAGCUCGAAAACGAGGUGGAAAACAGUAAAAGUGUUCAUCUGGAACUCGUCUUUGGGUACCAUUGGAAGCCGGGCACUGGAAAAAACGACUGCAAGUGGAAAAUGUUCCUGGAACUCGACGGAGACGACGUGGCUUUAACUUACAUCAAGGAUGUCAUUUUCAGCCCCAAUCGACAGGAUGUGGAGCCCAUGCGGAUGAAUAAGCCGCCAUUUGUGAUGGACAAAUGGAUAGUCGGGUUACAGCCGAACCAGAAAGUGGACUACACAGUCAGCUAUAAGAGUAAUGUCAAGUUACCAAAGUCAACGAAAUACAGCUGCCCCAUGACGUGGUCUCAGCUUGGAGGACAGGAUGCCAUCAAAACCGUGGAGCUUGUCAUCGAACCAACAGCCGUUCACUUUGACUUGAGUCCUAGGGGCAGGACUAACCCUGACAUUGAUCAAUCCUGGAUGCGAAGUGUGAGGCUGCGGCAGAUCGUCAGGCAGAAAACUCAGCAGCCCAGCGCCGCCUUCACCAGCUCAGGAGCCUGCACUCUUCCUCAGUUCCUGUCGGUACACGAAAGCCAAGCCACUUCUUAUGCGGCGGCAGCGCGACGCUCGCCCGUCCGCUCCUCCGCCAGCGCCUGGAACGACUCGCGCAGCUCCUCGCCCACAUCCGGUCUCUCAGCCAAACUGUUGCCGCUCCACUUGGGGUCAAAGGGCAGCAGCCCGUGCAGCACCACCUCAGAAAGCAUGUCAGAAAAAGAGCGGCCCGUCAGCGCGGGCAUAGUGCUCGAGUAUAGAAGAGAGGGCUUUUUUGGCAGCGGUCAAGGGAGGGGCAGCACGAGAGGAGGCCAAAGCGCAAAUAAAAACAAAAGCCCUCGACACCCAGCAAGGCCGCGGUCCAACAGUUACAGCGCCGCAGCGCAGAUCCGCCCACGCGUAAUACCCGGUAUCAUGUCAGUGACGGAAAACUCCAACGAAGAAAGCGAAGAGGCCAAAGCAAGCAGCGAUGGCGGCUGGAUCAAAGUGGAGCGCCACAAAAGGAUACCGCGACAGGAUAAUAAAGCGGUCAGAGGUCGGCCGAGGAGAGGUGGGCGCGGAGGACGUGGUGCUGGAGGCAGGACUUAAUAUGGCAGGCACCAUGUGUUUACUAUAGUAUAUGCAGUAUACUAUUUUAAUACAGUACAUGCUCUUACUGUGACUGUUUCUAUUAAGGAGUUGCACAACUUUGUAUAUAAAUGAAUUAGAAUGUUUUUUGGCUGCUGUAUUAAUGCUCUGAAUAUAUUUAAAGUUACAUGCCAAAGAGUUAUUGCUCUUUGUGUACUCUCUCCAAAUAAUGUGUUCCUAAUUGUGCUUUUUUUGCUGGAGAGAAUAUAGCAUAAAAAGCAUGCAUAAAUUUUUAAUUCAGAUAUGAAAAACUAUUUUUAAAAGAAUGUAUUUUAAAUAAAUAUCAUUG
Syngnathus acus (greater pipefish) is the source of this 2885-nucleotide messenger RNA. RefSeq names its product sterile alpha motif and leucine zipper containing kinase AZK (gene map3k20a). Gene Ontology annotation, cellular component: cytoplasm. The record is from RefSeq and is a predicted model, not a curated record. Gene Ontology annotation, molecular function: protein kinase activity; protein binding; ATP binding. The coding region runs from base 146 to 2557 and encodes 803 amino acids. Lineage: Eukaryota; Metazoa; Chordata; Actinopteri; Syngnathiformes; Syngnathidae. Gene Ontology annotation, biological process: protein phosphorylation. The transcript has 20 exons.